ACUGGACUUCAAUAAAAAAUACAAAAUAAACACCAAGUGGUGUCUGCAGGUGUGUGUGGUGGUGACUCAGACUCCAGCUUUGGGACAGAAGCAGCCUGAGGCAGCGCAGGCGGAUUGCUACCAGAUAAGUUUGGUGAAUUGAGAACUUCUUCCCAGAAGAAGGAUGGAGAGACACAAACCACUGACGGGUUCUUUUUUCUCUGUGUGCAGAUCUACCUCAGGGUUUCCUGGCCUGACAGCGCAGUCCCUCCACCCCCAGGGCCCCGCCCUGCCCCCAAGUGCUCCAGCUCUCUCCCCCAGGAGCUCUCGGACUUGACCCAUCUUCUGCGCUGGCCUCUGACCCCAGGAGAUGGGGGAGACCUUUCGGCCUCCACCAGCCCCCAGACUUCUACCUACCACCUGAGGCAUCCUGCCCAGACCAGCUACCCACUGGGAGGCUACCUAGAGGCCAUUCUUAUCGCCAGAGACCACCAGGGCAGAUGCAAGAGCCACGGAGGGGAUCUGUUUCGGGCCCAGCUGCUGGGUCCUGACCUGAAGGCAGGGGUCCCCGGAGACGUCAAGGACCUGGAGAAUGGCACAUACCUGCUGACCUUUCCACUGCUCUGGGCAGGGCAGGCCCAGGUGCAGGUGCGGCUGAUCCAUUCCAGCGAGGCAGUUGGGGUUCUCCGGGGGAUCUGGAGAGACCAAUGGGCCACCAUUGAUUUCACGGGCUAUUUCCGGGGACCCACAGGACAUGAGGAAACUGUGACUUGCAAUGUUAACCCCCUGUUGAUUGGGAAGGAGGAGUCCACCUGUCACUACAGGGAUGAAGAUUCGGGGGAGCUCUGGUUCUGCGCUCAACCCCCCACCCUUCCCUGUGACUCACUGGUAGGACAUUCAAGUGGACGCUACUGGAACGUGACCACACCACACGAGGAGGCCCUGCUGGCACGGAAUGUGACAGACAAGGCCCUCCGCCAGGGUAUUUCUCCAAUCUGGGUGGCCAAGGAGAGCAACCAGAGUCUGGUUCUGUCCCCUCAACAACCAUGCCGCCCUGGGAUCCCAGGCCCAAAGCCCUCUGGAUUCUUCCACCAAAACACGUGGCACUCCCUGUCCUGCUCCAGCCGCUCCUUCUCCACUGCUGACAGCAUCCUGGGCUGCCUGGCUGGCCGCAUCAUCCACAUGAUGGGGGACUCCACGCUCCGGCAGUGGUGGGAGUAUCUGUGUGACAUCGUGCCCUCCCUGACGCCGGUGGAUCUACACACCACGCAUCAGACGGGGCCCCUGCUGGCCGUGGACGCCUCGCGGGGCAUCGUGCUGCAGUGGCGCGCACACCGCUGGCCGCUGCGCUCCCUCCGCACACCGGUGGCCUCCCUGCAUUCUGUGGUCCGGGAACUGGGGGGCCUGGCCGGGGGCCCCCAUACCGUGGUGGUGCUGAGCCUGGGCGCUCACUUCACCACCUUCCCUCCGACCAUCUUUGUGCAGCGACUGGCGGGGAUCCGGGCAGCCGUGGCUUCGCUGCUGACCCGGGAGCCCCGCACUCUUGUUGUCAUCAAACUGGCCAACACUGGCUACAAGUCCGUCUACGGCAGCGACUGGUUCACCCUCCAGGUGAACCGGCUCCUCCAAGCCGCCUUUGCAGACCUCCGCGUGGCCUUUGUGGAUGCCUGGGAAAUGACCUCCAGCCUGGCGCUGCCUGACAGCAUCCACCCAGGGAAGCACAUUGUCCGAAGCGAGGUGGAUUUCCUGCUCUCCUAUGUCUGCCCCACCUGAGGGUCCUGCCCAACCUGCGGCUCUGGAUGGAGAAGCAGGUGUGAUGGUCAAGCCUAGGAGCCCUGCCCCUCAGCUGUGUGCAGCCUCCUCUUACCUCCUUCUAACGCACAGGUCCUCAUGUCCACAAGUAAGAACUAGAAUGUGAGUGGUGGCGGGACAGGGAAGCCCGGCGGUCGGCCAGUGCAUCCUAAGAGCUUUCGUCCCCACCUAGAAAAGUUGGCUGAACUGAUGAGCCGUUGGGACAGAGCCAGCAACACCUACUCCAUCCAUGCAUGUGAGGAUUGUGCUCUUGGGUGCUGGGCUCUCUGUUUAGAGUGUCAAGGAGCCCUGCAAAGAUUUAAGCGAUGAAUCCAUUUCAUUUCAUCAGAGCCACCCAAGUGGAAAGCCUGACUCUCUGUAUGAAGACUAUCAUGGACUGAUUUGUAAAAUAAAAAUGUCUUCUAAUUUUAAAAAGCAAAACAUGCUCUUUGUAGAAAGUUGGAAAAAAUACCCCCAAAUGAACAAAGAAGUCUUUGUCAUCCAGAGAAUGAACUGAUAUGCUUCACUGGGGUGAACGAAGAGCCGGAACACAGACUUGCUUUUCGGUGUGAAGAUGUUAGAGCUAAUAAAAAGAUUGGUUAUUUUCCUUACAGGGAAUCCACAGAUGAUGUUUUGAUAACCCUUGUCUCACCAGUGAACCAUACGGCCCCUAUUUACAAAUAGAUAUGGUUGAAAUAUUGGAGAAAUCAUGUUACAGAGAAAUCUCUAUGGUGUACUGACUCCUGUUGCUUGCCUAAGCAUUAAAGCAUAGGUGUUUUAUAACACUGGAGAAAGAAACAAAGAAAAGGAGAAAUGCAAAGGAUACCCCCCCUUUUUUUUGUCUUUUUAGGGCCAUACCUGGGGCAUAUGGAGGUACCCAGGCUAGGGGUCAAAUGGAAGCUGUAGCCCCUGGCCUAUGCCACUGCAAUGCAGGACCUGAGCCGUGUCUGCCACCUGCGGCACAGCUCACCACAAUGCCAGAAGGGAUCCCCCAUUUUUAUAUCCACUUAAUUUCUGCUGUGGAGCUACUGCGUCCAUAUUUCCCUGACGUGAAUCUGACUAAGGAUGAUCAGCGCUGCCUGAGAACCUGUCCUGUGGUGAUUCUAGGCAUUGCCAGGCUUCCAGCGAAUCCUGGGCAAAGCAAAUGAAACCCUGACUACAGAAACGUUUUUAGAAAAUCUGUGUGCAUGGGGUAGCUAGGAAUUUUUCUUCUUGUUAUAUAAAUGGUACAGAAGGGUAGCAUAAACGUGUGGAACCGUUCAUGAAUCACAAAUUAAUUAUAUUAGGGAAAAUUACAUUUUCACAAUCAAGUAUGGUUUCCUUUGCGACUUGCUUAUUUCUGUUCUAAUUAUUAUGUUCCUUCUUUCAGAUCAAUUUGUAAAUACAUCUUUUUAUUUUCUGUAAGAUGAACUUAGUGUGUUACGGAAGUUAUAAUCUAAAUAAAGUCUGCAAG
Messenger RNA from Sus scrofa (pig), 3223 nucleotides. RefSeq names its product NXPE family member 3. Lineage: Eukaryota; Metazoa; Chordata; Mammalia; Artiodactyla; Suidae. The record is from RefSeq and is a predicted model, not a curated record.